Messenger RNA from Austrofundulus limnaeus, 4263 nucleotides. RefSeq names its product HMG box domain containing 3 (gene hmgxb3). The transcript has 21 exons. The record is from RefSeq and is a predicted model, not a curated record. Bases 139 to 3627 code for a protein of 1162 amino acids. NCBI's taxonomy places the organism in Eukaryota, Metazoa, Chordata, Actinopteri, Cyprinodontiformes, Rivulidae.
CGGCGUUGCUUACCGUCGACGCAAUGUCCGGCCUCUCUGGCGAGUCCUAAGGAGUGUUUCGGAGCAGUUUCUGGAGCCACGGGAAAUUCGUAGGAUUUCAACACUAAAAGUAUUAGUAAUAGAUAUCUUUUGGAAAACAUGGAGGAGGAGGUGUUAGAGGUUGUAAAAUCGACUGAAGAAUUGGAGAGAGAUUACACAGAAAUGGACGUGACCUCAAAAAAGAAAAGAAACAAAGCUCAAGAGGACAGUGUUGAGAGACCUAAGAAACCACGGUCUGCCUACCUGCUGUACUACUUCGAUGUCCAUCAGGUCAUGCAGCUUGGAUCRCAAAAUAUGCCCCAAUCAGAGGUCAACAAAAAAAUCAGCGAGAGCUGGAAAAGACUUAGUGUAACUGAGAAAAGCUACUACCUGGAAAAAGCCAAGCUGGAGAAGGAGGGUAUGGACARGUCGUCUCUCAGUCCCUCCAAACAGCUGCCAGGCUUCCGCAAAAUCCUGCCCAGAGCCAACUGCGUUCUCUUGCCUAAAGGCAGUGUGUCGAGUCAUCAGCCAGAGGUCUCUGCUGACUUCACUGGGAACGGUAUGACGCUGAAACAAAACGAGGCAAAACUUCCCAAGAGUUCCAACAGGACUGUGGUGCCGCAGAUGCAAGGGGAAGCUACGCAGGUGGUAACCAUCCUACCCACAGCGAACUUCCUGAAGCCUCAGUCUGUAGCAGGAGUUGGAUCUUUGCACCCAAUGAUGAUGAUCUCUGUAGGAAUCAAAUCAGAAACUGCCAAACCGACAUAUAAAAUGUCUUUGAAGACGUAUACAAGGAGAGGUCGAGGGAGGUGUCUAAGUCCUGGUUGUUCAUUCAUGUAUGUCACCCGUCACAAACCAUCUACAUGUCCUGAAUGUGGGAAAAACCUGGGUGGAAAAUGGAACCCAUCUGCACAGAAGGCUCAUGGAAAAGUGACGGCCUCCAAGCCGCUGCCACGGGAUGCUGGCGCUGAGCGCGCUGAAGCCCCUCAGAUCACAGCCUCGCCUGCUCAGAAGACAAACGCUGAUGUUCGUAAAGCAAACACGGGUGGGAUCAAACGGGACGGGAGAGUGCAGUGGAGCGUUAAGAAGCUGCAUGCAGCUGGAACGCCACUAGUGGGCAGCAGCACGACGCAUCGUCACACAAAACAAGUGAAAGAUAAACCUAAACGUGCCGUGACUCACAGUCAGAGCAGGAUCAGGAGCACAGCUGUUCUGCAGAAGAGGCCUGUUAGACCCAUCCUUCCUGCCCUACACAGUACAGGUGGUGCUUUUUUCCAGAUCAUAACAGUUCCACCAGACAAAGAAAAACUUCAAGGCAUCAACAAUGUUAAGACUUCUGCUGCGGCUCGAGAAAGUUUCUCUGGUCUCAAACCCAGCACUUUAAAGCAGCUUGGUCAGAAGGUCCCCACAACCACAGCCGGCCAGGACUCUCCAGGCCGGCACGUGUCUUCAGCCACAGAUGGAGUCAAUGCCGUGUCAGUCAUACCUUUCAAGCAACAAGCAGCUUCCAGUUUUGAUUUGGGACUGUCCACUGGACGAGGCAGAGGUCGCUGCAAGAACCCGACUUGUGACUAUGUUUAUAAGAACAGACACAAACCAGCAGUGUGUCCAAAGUGUGGCAACGAGCUGACCCAAAAGAAUACCAAAGCUACAAAAUCUGAGACUCUGCUGGAUCCAAAUCAAGACAUGAGUCUGGCUCAGAGGGAGAUCCAGCGCCAAAGCACCGUGCAGCUACUUCGCAUUUCCCUGCAGAUACCCGAGAGUGAGGCGGAGAUGCAGGAAACGCUGAGCCUCAUCCAGGAGCUCAACAGCCUCAGAAUCAUCUACGUCCAAACGAGCGAGCAGGAGGAAGAGCACGGCGGAGAGACGGAGACGCUGGUGGAGUCGGGGUGGCCUCGCUGCUACGAGUCAGCAGCUACUCACUGCGGCCUGUGUAACUACCCUCUGUUCAAAGGGGAGCAGAGUUCUGUUGCAGGACAGGAGGCCUGCUGGCUGCUCACUGAGACUCUGAUGCAGACGGCGACGCUUCAACUCAAAGUGUGUCUCAAUGUUCAGUGUUUGGCUCUGCACAGCUUCACUGACCUGCAUCCAGGUUUGUUCAACAUUGGGAACAGAUUGCUGGUCAGCAUCGACUUGUUCUUGAAGAUCAGGGCCAACAUCAAACUGGGCCAAUCCCCCUCUCAAGCUGUGGCCUCUGUUUUUGAUCACAUCCCGAGUCAUCCGAUCCAUACUUUAAGUCCUGAAGAGUCAAGUCAGAUCCAGGAGCUUCUCCUGAGUGGCUACUGGGCCUUUGAGUGUCUGACAGUACGAGAUUAUAACGAUAUGAUCUGCGGCAUCUGUGGCAUUGCUCCGAAACUCGAGAUCGCACUGAGGUACACGAACAACGUCCUGGAGCUGAAGAAUGUGGAGUUUACCUGGCCCGAGUGCUCAGACUCAGAUGAGGUACAUGUCGAUGACUUCUGGCUGACUAUGGAAAGCGAAGCUAUCGAGCAGGCGGUUUUCCCCACAGACAUCCCCAUAACACGAGUCGACGCUUCCAUCAUCGCUCCUUUUGCACCUCCUUUGAUGAGGAGUCCCACAGUUCUGAARACAGAGAAGGACAAGGUUCUGCCACACAUCCAACAACCAUCAGGAGAUCCGUCAGUUUUGGUUCGUCUGAUUCAUGACAACCAGCUGAUAUUAGACAGAACUGAAGAGCUGACUGAGGAAGAGCUGAGAAAACUACUCAACCGCUGUGGCAUAAGCAUCACUGAAGGCUCUACCAAGAAUGAGCUGCUGGCUUCUCUGAUCGACUUCUACACUCAUGUCCGUAGUGGUCUCUCGACAGCCCCACACCCCCCAGCAAACCUCACUGCUGGCAAGCUGUCCAAAGUCUGUCCCCACCAGGUGGUGUGUUCCUCCAAGUAUUUAGUGAGAGGAGAGACGGCUCGGGACCAUGUUGAUCUGCUGCUCUCCUCUCGUUACUGGCCUCCAGUCUACGUCUGUGACAGCCCCCAGCAGGUGGCUCUUUGCACUGACCUGCAGUAUCCAGAACUGGCAACCCAGAUGUGGGGCAGGAACCAAGGCUGCUUCUCUGACCCCUUCGAAAAGCCAGAGUUUGUGUCCUGUCCUGAGCUACAAGAUGUGCCGUACAGCGCUGACCUGUCUUCGGUAGACGACGACCAGCAGGUUCACCCCAUCACCAAGUCRCAUUCCCGCUGGCUGCUUCAUCCACCGGGAGCUUCCCCGGAGCCUCCCGCUGCAGAGCACCACUCCAUGACGCUCUGCAGUGACCUGGAGCCGUACGUCAGUCUGGUGGCAGAGCUGACCACGGAGAAAGUAGAGGAGGAGCAGAAACCCGACCGACUGAAGGAACAGAUGGAAACAUCAGAGGACGACUCCGGUGAAAAUUCAGAACCCAGUUUAUCAGUGCAACACACCAGAGAACAGCCCAUGACUUUCAGCAACGCCGCUUAUUACUAUCUGUACAACCGACUGGUGGAUUUCCUCACUAGCAGAGACAUCGUGAACCAGCAGAUCAGCUAUGUUGUAAAGGCCUGCCAACCUGGGGAGGUGGCAAUCAGGGACYCUUUGUACAGACUCGGAGUGGCACAGAUCAACACCGAAUAAAGAGGAAAAUGAAGGACAGAGGAGAUGGAAGGAGAUCUGGUAAGAACUGCGGAGUGGUCAGUAGCAUUACUGCAAAAAAAAAAAAAAGCUUCUCAGUAUUUUCAUGAUGCAAUUUUUAAACAUAUAAUCAGUAACUAAUUGUUAUACCUCUGUGCGCUCCGGUAAAUGUAAGAGUGAAUGACAUCAUCAUUUGUCAGUGAUCAUUUCUUUUGGUUUAAGAAAAGAGUUUAACGAAUGUAAGACUUGAAUCUGUGCUGCCCCCUGACAGGAGGAAUGUAAACUAUUAUUGACUGAACUUCUUUAAACCCAAAUCUAUAAAGCUUGUAACAUAUUUAUUYCCCAUUUUUUAUUCAGACAUACAGAUUUUACCGCCUUUAGGCCUGAAGUUUUCAGAUUCAAAGUGAUACAUGAUGUGGAAAUUUUUUCUUGUUUUAUUACAACAGCUCAUCCGUCUGCCAGGUAAAAUUAAUGUGGGCUAACAAUACAGCAAAUUUGGCUGCAGAAUUUUACUUMGUUCAAUAAACACCAGAUCAGUCACAUGACCAUGUUAUGGAAAUAGACUAUAGAGACGGAGCACCUUCACCAGAUGAAUCUGAUUGCCAUCAACAAACAAUAAACUUUACUGGAUUAACGUCA